AUGGCGAACAAGAAGGCGGAAGAGCCGGAGCACAUUUCCUCUUCGUCUUCGGACAGCGGCUCCGAAGAUGAACAGAAAGGCGAGGGCGCCCAGCAAGAACAAAAGGAGGGCGAAGGCUCUCCUUCGCGUUCUCGCCAAUCUCGCAACGAAAGAAAAGCCAGAAAAGCCAUUUUGCGUUUGGGAAUGAAGCCCAUGCCCGACAUUGUCAAGGUGGUAAUCCGCAAGGCCAAGCAGCAGCAGCAGCAGCAGCAGCAGCAAAAUAAGUACAUCGGCUUGACUCGAGAGCUGCUCGCCAAGUACCCGGAUGUUCGUUUUCAAGACUGUUUCGUGGCUGGAAAUGAGCCAACAAAAGGAUCGGACACUUUUCGGGCGGAUCACCCCGCCAUGCAGUUUGUUGCGCAGCAGCUGCGGUUCAUGAACGAAGGAAUGAGCAAAAGAGAAGCAUUUAAGAAAGCCGAGGAGGUCUUCAGGCAGCGCCGCGCCUCUUUAGAAAGAACCCAAAAGAUGUAUAUGGCAGCAGCAGUAGCAGCAGCAGCAGCAAAAGAUCCUGCUGCUGCUCCUGCUGCUGCUGCUGCUGCCAUGCCCACUUCUGCGGAGCCCUUAACUGCAGCAGAAGGAAUGGGCCCUGUGCAGCCGAUGUUCACUUCUGGGAAGUCUUACUGGCAGGUAUAA
Eimeria tenella is the source of this 672-nucleotide messenger RNA. RefSeq lists its product as uncharacterized. The record is from RefSeq and is a predicted model, not a curated record. The transcript is spliced from 5 exons. The coding region runs from base 1 to 672 and encodes 223 amino acids. NCBI's taxonomy places the organism in Eukaryota, Apicomplexa, Conoidasida, Eucoccidiorida, Eimeriidae.